This is a messenger RNA of Chlorella variabilis, 591 nucleotides long. RefSeq lists its product as hypothetical. The transcript has 4 exons. Bases 1 to 591 code for a protein of 196 amino acids. The record is from RefSeq and is a predicted model, not a curated record. NCBI's taxonomy places the organism in Eukaryota, Viridiplantae, Chlorophyta, Trebouxiophyceae, Chlorellales, Chlorellaceae.
AUGGCCCUCAAGGCAUGCACUGCAGGCAUCUGCGUGCCGAAGAGCAAGCGGGGCAAGGUGGCAUCAAGGCCCUCGCCCAAGCUCACCCUGGAGCAGCUGCAGGCGGAGCAGGCAGCAUACGAGUCGCAGCGCCAGCAGCAGCAGCAGCCGCCCACGGCGGCAGCGGCGAGCUCUGAGGAGGAGGAGGAGGGGGAGGAGCUGUACUAUGGAGGCAGCAGCAGCGGCGGCGCCGGCGGCGCGGGCGGGCGUGCAGGCGGUACGGUGCAGUACGGCAGCAGCGACGCUGUGCCCGAGGUGGUCACGAACCGCAUGCUGCGCCGCGUCAUCCUCUUCAUGGGCACGCCCGUGUUUGGAGGCAUCCUGCUCUUCCCCUUCUUCUACUGGCUCAAGAUCAAGCAGGGCGUGGACCUGCCCAACUGGGUGGCCUACCUCUCCUCCUCCCUCACCUUUGGCGGCGGCCUGCUAGGCAUCAGCUACGGCAUCAUGUCGGCCAGCUGGGACCCGCGCCGCGAGGGCAGCCUGUUGGGCUGGACCGAGUUCCAAGCCAACGUGCCGCUGCUGCUGGACCGCUUCAAGCGCGGCAGCGACUGA